CGUGCUGGCGUCCUCGUGAAAUACUGAAAUCAUGUUCCAAGGUGCACUGCUGAGUCGUUGCAUCAUCGGCUUUCUUUUUGCUUCGUCAUCAAAGCACUCAGUGCAAUGUUCAGAACCACCGAAGAUCAAGGAGUUUAAGUUUCCGGCUAACCUUUUUCCCGGUGACACGGUGGCCGUGAACUGCGUCGUGGAAAAGGGAAGCACGGGUCCCUUCGAACUGACCUGGCACAAGGACGGCCUGCCCGUGCGGCCCACGGCGACCCUGACGGUGGCAUCGCACAAGGGGGGACCGCUGUCGGCGCUCAGCAUAGUCGACCUGGCGGUCGAAGACAGCGGAAACUACAGCUGCGUCGCUCGGAACGAGGCCGGAAGCGACGAGUUCUCCGCUUACCUCGCCAUGAAAGGCCCGCCCAAGAUACGAGAAUUCAAAUUUCCCGCCAACCUUUCCCCGGGAGACACGGCUCUCGUGGGAUGCGUGAUCGCCAAAGGAAGCACCGGGCCUUUCGAGCUCUCCUGGCUGAAAGACGGCCGUCCGCUGUCCUCGUCCGGUUCGCCGCGGACAGCCGUUGCACCGAACAAGGGCGGCCCGGCGUCUACGCUCACGAUCGUGGACGUCUCGGCCCAGGACAGCGGGAACUACACCUGCGCGGCCCGCAACGCCGCCGGGAGCGACAGCUUCUCCGCAUUCUUAGCCGUUACAGCUGCUCCAGUCUGGUCCGCGGAACCGAGCGACGCCGAGGCCGUGCAGGGGAAGAACCUGUACCUGCCGUGCGGUGCGGUGGGAUACCCGAAGCCCAACGUCGUGUGGAAGAUCCAGCUAGGUAACCGCGAGUUCGUGCCCCUGCACCCGGUGGGUCGCCAGCGCAUCCUCGAGAACGGCACGCUGACGGUGGCGGCGGUGGAGACGCAGGACGCGGGCGUCUACCGCUGCGAAGUCGGCAACGGCAUCGAGCCGUCCCUCGGCAAGACGGUGACCGUCUCCGUGCACGUGCCACCCACCAUCGCCAAGGGCUCCAGCGAGGUGUCCGUGAAGCGCGGCGACAUCGCCAAGAUCGCCUGUGACGUCACCGGCGAGCUUCCCCUGGUGGUGACCUGGGAGAAGGACGACAGCCCGCUCAUACCUUCCACCGAAAGAUACGAGACACACGAAGAGGUGACCCCUACUGGCGUCCAGUCCGUAUUGGUCAUCCACAACACGGUCAAGAAAGACGCCUCGCAGUACGUGUGCAUUGCCAAGAACGACUACGGCAAGACCAGGGACGUCUUCAGGCUCGCCGUCCUGGAGCCCCCGGAGAGUCCGACCAACGUGGCGGUCACCGAGCGCGGCAGCCGCCACGUCCAGAUGAAGUGGUCGCAGUCGAGCAAGUCGGUGACCCGCUACCUCGUGCGCUACUGGAAGAAGUCCGGCAAGGGCAGCGUGCUGCAGGAGCGGGAAGUGGACGGGCUGCGGCCCAGCCUGACCGUGACCAAGCUGCACCCGGGCACCGAGUACACGGCCGUGGUGCUCGCCGAAAACUCGGUCGGCUUCGGCGAGCCCUCGGACCCGGUCCACUUCACCACCACCUCCGAAGAACCUGGCGCUCCGCCAAUGAACGUGAAGUGCGAGGCCAUUGACACUAAGACGAUCAAGGUCAUCUGGGAGGCACCACCGGCGGAUAAGCUGAACGGCGAGCUCCGCGGCUACUCGGUCAGCUACCGACUGGAAGGGACACCCUUCAGCCACGAGACAGUCAACCGGAACGCCAAACAGAAAGUGUUCACCGGCCUUCAGGCGGCCUCCGUGUACACCUUCUCGGUGAAGGCCUUCAACGACGUCGACUCCGGACCGGCUUCUGAGGAAGUCUCCUGCACCACCCUCAAUGGAGACCCACCAUUGGUACCGAGCCUGCGAGUGACUGGCAUAACUUCGUCAUCUGUCAGUCUCAACUGGAACACCCCGCCCAACGCGGCCUCGCCUGUCAUUCAGUACCUGGUGCAGUACGGCACGGACGAGGAGGACAAGGCGGACCUGCACAUUCCGGGCAACAAGGACACCGUGACGCUGCGGGACCUGCGCGCGGGAACGCGCUACAACUUUCGGCUGGCCGCGUACAACAUGUACGGCCGAGGGGACUUCUCGCACAACCUGCCCGCCGUCACCCACCUGUCGGACGGCCGGUCGCUGCAGGUGACGACAGAGAGUGAAGUGCCCUUCUACUACCGCACCUACUUCGUGGUGCCCGUGGCUGCCUCGUUCACCGUCAUCAUCACAGCCGUAGUCAUCGCCUGGGCCUGCCUCAAGAGGGCGACCAUCAUACAGAAGAACGCAUACCUGAAAGUGUACGGUUCUUCCGAAUACUAUGGCGACUGUAAGCUACCUCCAGGCACCCCUCUGGUGAGCCAGUACGCCCGCGGUUCGUACGCGCCCACCAUGGAGCACGGUCGCAACAGCCAAAACACGGAGGAGGCCUACGACAUCCCUUGGGACGGACCGCCCACACGCACUGGAAUGAUCAAUGACGGCAUCGGCAGUUACGCUAGGCUCAAGACGCAGGGAAAGCGCAACAUCGUGUAACCGCUCUGGGACCUCACCUAUAGCAGCUAUCGAAGCCGGCUGCGCACAGACCCGGCUUCCCUGGAGCACAGCAUCAAGUGACCACAGCGACUGAUUAUUCAGCACGUAUCGAUUUCGUACAGGCUUUGUCAAAAGCGCACGGGCUACAAUGCCUGCUAAUAUUGGGCUGACUGCAGCCUCUUUAAGGGAGUGCUUGUGCCAUGCCAUGAGUUCCGACGCCCUGGGGAAUCAAAGGAACUGUCGUCCUCAGCAUCCAGAGGAGGUAUGCAGUGUCAGGAGCGUCACGGAAAUUGCAGCACGCGGUCGAACGGCAUAUAUAUGGUUAACACGCGGAGGAGCCUUAUAUUUUUGACAAGGCCUGUACGCACUGUACAUGGAAGUACCUGGAUUGUCUGUGAAGCGCGAUUGUUCAUUUCUUCUGUUUGCUUUUUUUUCUGUAUAUUUAUUUCGUUUUUGUUUUUUUCUUAGUCGCUCGUACCUGUGUUCCGUUUGUAAGAUACUGCCGGAACGUCUGACCGACUACAAUCUAUUAGUGUUCUUCGGGUCUAACUGUCGUCAAAGCAGACGACUUGAGGAGUUCGCGCGCAUCCUCUGUUAUCGCACGUUUUCUGGUCAUAUCCUUACACGUUAGUAUUCAAAGUUUUGUGAUAGCUUUCCCGCGCAAUCCAGGUCCGCCCUGUACUACGAAAUUUCACAUAAGUGUUCUAUCGGCCUGAAAAGUACCAAGGUAAGUAUUUAACCAAACCCGGAUAAAUUGGGAAUGCACGGUUGUGUCAUAGCCUCCGAGAUCCAAAGCGCAUGCGUUGGUGUGUCAAGGAUCUCGGAGGGCAUGGUAGUGCCUUUGCUGGAAGCCAAGGCGUGCGCAAGAUAGCGCCACCAUGUCGUCAGGUGCUACCGCAACGUCUUGUAGAUAUUCUCCGUUUAGCCGGGUUCUAGCCACUACCGUCAAGCAAUAUUUCCUCUCUCGUCACAACCACGUGUCCCAUCGACUCGCUUUAGUCGCGAACACUGCUUUUAGAGCAACGACGCCUCCGCGAUUUCAGGGUACCAGUCAAUGAGAACUUUGUGAACACUUACUGUUUGGAUUUACUACACUCGCCAGCGUAGCUGGUCUACGUCUGGUAGUAGCAAAUGCUGCCUCGUUUUCGAGGUACAGCUGAAACGUGCGUGUUUCAGGCCUAACCUAACACGGAAUAAAACAAGUAUAGGGCUCAGCAGCCUUCAGAUUUCACGGGUGCAUUUCCCAAGUCAAGAGCGCAGCGGAACUGAGCGAGCCGUGUUGCAACGACGUGUGUGUUGUGUGUUGAAAAACCAAUCCCAAUCGUGCUAACUAACAUUACGAUAGUCAUGCGCAGUCACACAUUCACACUAAAUGAGAAAACCUUAGCACAUAUGCUUCAUGAGCAGCUAAGUGACAUUUGUGGCAUGUGUUUGUGAGUAUAUUGAUCGCGGAUGAUAGGGUAUGCGUGGCUCAGCGACUGAGCAUUUUGAGUGUAACUUGCAUGGAAUGUGCGAACGCAUUUCCUCCUAAUUUUUGCGUAUUGGAGAAAUGCGCGAAAAUAGGUUUUGGUACUAUUAGUCGCAAAACACCUGUGCUUUCUUAGCAGUCCUAACAAUUGUACGCUUACCUAUAUUCUAUUCAUAACCAUCGUGGUCUAGGAAACGGCGGCAGAACAUGUGUGCUGAGUGAUAAAAUGGGAAUGUGUCAUAGCGUCAUUAUAUGAAAAUUUUACAGGGCUUAUUAAAAACUCUGUAAUACCUAAAUCGAACAUGAUUACAACAGUCGCCUAGCACGGUGUUACGGGCGCCUCAUAUCGAUAGGGGUGGCUUACAAAAAACGUUCGCGGCUGAUAUCUACAUUCACUUAAAGAGCCCUAGAUAAAUGCGAUAAAUCUGACCAGAAAUCUCCAGUGAGAUCUUCAUUGCCCGCUAUGCUUUCUGUUGGGCCUGUAACGCCAAUGAAUAGUGAAUGGCGGAUUUUUGAUAAUUGAUAAACGAGAAUAUCAAUAUCUGGAUUAUUAAUGAGGCUUACGGGGUUUUCUUAAACGGAAAUUGUCGUGUCUGAAGGAUUUCCUGCUUAGAAUGCACAGUUGCGAAAGCAGUGUACAGAGCUUGAAACUAAAUAAUAACGCACCUGAGUGUUAUUGUUGACGGUUUUGAGGUCCGUACGUGCAGUGCGAUAUGACGGGACGACAAGAGCAUAUUCGUAUGUUUACUAUUAACGUUCCUAACCAUGCAGCUUUGCUUUAGCCUAUCUACUUAGCAUUCUAGGUGUACAGCAGUAUUUGUCAUACGCACGUACGUGUCUACGAUGAGCAGUGAAUCGUAGCUGCAGCUCAAUUUUAAGCAACAUAUUUCGUGUCACGUUAUGUGUCUAAGAUACCGCAAACCAGCGUGUACAUACCGCGUUAUGUGUUUUGGUCACAAACCCCCGUGCUAAAGCUGUCAGCGUGAUAAGCGCGACCAGACUGAACAUUGUCAUCUAAUUACGUCGACUGAUGUACGCAUUCGUAGACAUACUUGGAGAAUUUCAUUGGCAUGCUCUGAACGUAAUACCUUCUUUUCUUCUUCCACUGUUGUGUUCGCCCGCUUCGCCAUUUGCGUAGUUGCGAAGUCUCGUAAGCUUCACAAGUUGAAGCGUGCUGCGCCGUAUUCACGCAGUUUGUAAGAACCUGCCAUUUACGUUGAAAAACAUUGAAAUUACCUUCCUUCUGCUCCUUGAGCAUGCCUUUGGCAGCACGUUUUCUGAAAAUGCCGCGUGAACAGAAAUUACCGGCAUUCUUGUUUUAUCGCAGCCUCGAAACGACAGCCGGGUAAUAUCGUGAUCCAUUGGAUUGGAUUGGAUUGGAGACAACUUUAUUUAUGCCUGCAGAAAUGUCCGGCAAACCAAUCGUCUUUUCAUCGGGAACAGUGGCGACCACGAAUAACAUACAACUGAAAUAGUCGUUGCUACGAACAGCCAAGCGUAACGUACAAAAUCGAUAAAGCGUUGCUAAACAUUUCGAAGCGAAAAAAAAAAAAACUUUGUUCCUAACGUAAUUGUCGGGCGCAUUGGCAUCUUCGCCAUCAUGGCUAGACAAACAGCCGUUUUUUACGAGCCGCUCAAUCGUGCGGUCUGCUUUGUGAAUACUUCUCCCGAGCUGCAAUGUACGCUUGCUUUUAAACGACGACACAAAAGUGAUGUGUGUGGUCUUGCGCGAUUUCCUCGACGGUAAGCUUACACCGAGCAAUGUAGCAGCACGCAAUUUUGGAUGGAAUUUUUGUCAGUCACUGAAUCUCACGCAUUUCGAUGUCUGUGACGUGUUUGUGCAGCGAGUACGCUACGGUACUCGAUGGUGCGCGCCCAAAUCUGGCGUACUUAUGUUGUUGUUAAGUGUGUACAUACUGUAUGUAUUUUGUUACAGUUUUUGUUGUUUGUGAACAUGUGCCCGACGGACAAUAAAGGAAAUGUUCCCCUCUAUG
This is a messenger RNA of Dermacentor albipictus, 6016 nucleotides long. Lineage: Eukaryota; Metazoa; Arthropoda; Arachnida; Ixodida; Ixodidae. The record is from RefSeq and is a predicted model, not a curated record.